AAUACUUUUUAUUGUUUUGGUGUAAAUGGCAAGUAUGCCUUAAAGAAUGGCGACCGUCGAUGUGGUGUUGGGCCCUAUGAAAUGCUUAUUCAUGAAGAAACUAAUGCGGUGAAAAACUCUUGGCCUAGUAUGGUGGCCCUAGUGAUGUAUAAUGAGACAUUCUGUGGUGGAUCUCUGAUUGACUCGAUACACGUAAUCACCGCGGCUCACUGUGUGGCUAACUUUUCGGAGAGGCAGAUUUCCGCACUGAGAGUGGCUUUGGGUAUGCACAGCUUAAUGCCCGUGAAAGAUCCACAAGUUACGAAGACGGUGUUACGGGUGGAGCGCCACAAUGAUUUCGAUGCAAAAACCUAUUACAACGACAUCGCUCUUCUAACACUGGAUUCACCUGUUGUGUUUACGGAAACCAUUUCUCCUAUUUGCCUACCGCCAAAUGGCUCCACCAAUCAAUACGAGUAUCGACAAACAGUGGUCAUUGGAUGGGGAGUAACCACAAAAAGAAUUCAAACGAGAAAUCUUUUUUCAGAUGGAACUCGGCCAAAUGUUUUGCAACAGAUAACUAUUCAAACAAUAACUAAUGCCGAGUGCAGGAGCAGAUUCGAUGGCGUGGUAACGAGCGGAAUUGCCGCUCAUAUGAUCUGUGCCUUUUCUCCAAGAAAAGACGCUUGCGAUGGUGAUAGUGGAGGCCCAUUGCUAGUUCAAGACAUGCCCGGUAACAAAUGGACUCAAAUUGGCAUAGUUAGCUGGGGAAUAGGAUGCGCAGAAUCUCAUCUUCCCGGAGUUUACACCAGAAUCACGUCUUUUGUUGACUGGAUUGAAAAACAAAAACAGUUUGAUCUUCAUAUUUUGAGGAGUAAAUGAACAUGUAAAGGGUCCGCGUCAAACCGAUAUCUUCUGCUGCAUUCUUGACACA
Molecule: messenger RNA, 913 nt
Organism: Daphnia carinata
Lineage: Eukaryota; Metazoa; Arthropoda; Branchiopoda; Diplostraca; Daphniidae
Product: clotting factor G beta subunit-like
Exons: 7
Coding region: 82-861 (259 amino acids)
Biological process (GO): proteolysis
Molecular function (GO): serine-type endopeptidase activity
Source: RefSeq, a predicted model, not a curated record